AUGGUGUCGCCUAGGGGGCAGUCUCAAGAAGGUCGUCUAGGGACAAGCCGGCCUCCUCAGCAGGAAAUGACAAAGCAACUGUCUAACGGAAAGCAGCUAGCAGUUAGUGAAUCAAGACGAAAGAUGGACUGGAAGUUGGUGGUCGGUCCAGGAGAUAACAUUCCUCCUAGUGGUCACAAGAUGGAGACGGAUGCUGAGGAGUACUUGGAAGCCAAGAAGGCAGAUGCUCUUCGGCGUUCGGCUCAGGAUUCAAAUGCAAUAAGAACAUUUGAACCGGAGAGAUUUGAAAGAAGAGCAGGACCAUUUCCUUACAAAGAUAACAUACCUGAUAUCAUCAUCCCUUUUAUAGUUGGGUGGAAUGACGUCUUGGGUGAUGGAAACUGCGGAUUCAGGUGUGUUGCUAAUGCUUUUAAUGGUGGGGAAGAUCGUUGGCCACACGCUCGUCAAAACCUUUACAACGAGAUUUCUAUGAGACAAGUGUAUGAGUUUGUUUAUGGAGGACGAGAGUACGUCGACUUAGCGAGAAUCCGUAUCAGGCACACCCAAGGUCCUACUCGUCGUGAUCAUUGGAUGGAGUCUGUUGCUGAUUUGUAUGUUGUUGCUACAUUGUACAAUUGCGUUGUGAUGUACUUUACAGUGGCGGAAUCAGGUAGUUUGUGGGGUUGCUGCACUAUUCUACCAUUGAUUGCAACAUACAUGGUGACACGACCAUGUUAUGAGUUUGUUAUAGUACACCUUGGAGCACGUAAUCAACACUACAUCCGCUUAUUCUUGGCUCCUAAUUUCCCGGUCCCUCCAAUUGCGCUACAAUGGUUUGCUUUGAGAGAUGAUAGUGUAGUUGGAUGGGAGAACGAUUAUGCUACACGGAUUGCUUUAUGGAAUGUUCAUUAUGAUGAUUAA
Messenger RNA from Beta vulgaris subsp. vulgaris (sugar beet), 900 nucleotides. RefSeq lists its product as uncharacterized. The transcript is spliced from 2 exons. Lineage: Eukaryota; Viridiplantae; Streptophyta; Magnoliopsida; Caryophyllales; Amaranthaceae. Bases 1 to 900 code for a protein of 299 amino acids. The record is from RefSeq and is a predicted model, not a curated record.